CCUCUCCAUCGACCUUCCCCCUUCAAAGAAGAAACAAAACCACCUGAUAAGAACGGGUGCGCUCCUGCUCCCCACGGCGGACGCCAUGGACGCUUGGGAGGCCACCAAGGUGGUGUUUGACCGGGUGCGUGCGCUGGACCCCGACAACGCCUCCAAGAUCAUGGGUCUGCUCCUCAUACAGGACAACAGCGACAAGGAGCUCAUCCGCCUCGCCUUCAGCCCCGAGCACCUCCUCCACGCCUUCGUCACCAGCGCGCGCGCCGAGCUCGCCGCCAAGCCCGCGUCCCCGCCGUCGCCCGUGCUCGGCCCGCUGCAGACCGGCCCACCCCGGGGCGUCCCGAGCCCUGGAAGCGGCGACCAUCAGUCGCCGUUCGCCGCCGCCGACCAUGUCGGGUAUGACGGCGGCGAUGCGUUCUACCCCGAGAACGAGUACGACUGCUGGUCCCCGGUGAGCGGCGGCCACCGCCAGAGCUUCUCGCUGGGCGACGCCGAGGUGGCUGCGUGGAGGCCGUGCAUGUACUUCGCGCGUGGCAACUGCAGGAACGGCUCCUCCUGCCGGUUCCUGCACGGCCUGCCCGAGGACGACGCGGCGGCGAAGGAGCGUGAGAUGGCGGUCAUGCGCGCCAAGGCCUUGGCCGCCGCACGGCCGCAGCAGCACAUGGCGCCGGCGUUCCCCUUCUCGCCGUCGGCGCCCAACGGCGUCAACCUCAACUUCCUGCUCCACCACCACCAGCAGAACGAGCCACAAAGGUGCCAUUUUUACCACCAAAGAUUGCAUUUUGGUUUCUGUCUUGUGCCCUUUCCUGAUUUUGCUUUCCUCUCUCGGGGCGGCGGCGGCGACAUGCACAGGUUCCCGGUGCGCUCGCCUCGGAUGGACCGCGGCGACCUCAUCGCCAGCCCCGCCGCGCGGCAGAUCUACCUGACAUUCCCGGCCGACUCCACCUUCAGCGAGGAGGAUGUGUCCAACUACUUCAGCAUGUACGGGCCGGUGCAGGACGUGCGCAUCCCCUACCAGCAGAAGCGCAUGUUCGGCUUCGUCACCUUCGUCUACGCGGAGAGCGUGAAGAUCAUCCUGAACAAGGGCAACCCGCAUUUCGCGUGCAACGCGCGCGUGCUCGUCAAGCCAUACAAGGAGAAGGGCAAGGUCCCCGACAGGUUCAGGAAGCUGCAGUACCCGCACCACGGGGACUUCGCCGGCCGCACGUGGCCCACAGGAUUGCUUGAUUCCAGGGACCCUUUUGAUCUGCAGCAGCCGCAGAUUGGACCAAGGAUGAUGCACCGGAACAUUGCUAAUCACGAGGCGUUUCUGAGGAGGAAGCUCGAAGAGCAGCAGCAGGCGGCCGAGCUACAGCAAGCCAUUGAGAUGGAGGGACGCCGGUUCAUGGGGCUGGAGCUCCUUGACCUCAGGAGCAGGGGUCAUCAUCUUGCCUCCCCCAUGCCUCUGGGACAAGCUGAUGGCAAAGGCAGCAUCAAUGGUAAUGGCAAUACCGUCCAUUUGGAGGAUGUCACUAUCCAAGAUAACAAGCUGAGCAGUACUGGGCUUUCAAUGAGUGCGCCUGCAGCUGCUGCUAUCUCUACAACUAAUGCAGAAGGCAAGCAUGAGGAACAGCAGGAAGAGGAUGGUGAUGCCAGUCCCAAGCAGACGGUCAACCUUGGGGAAGUGGAGAAAAGGGAAUCUGGUCCUGUGAUAGCAACACGAAAUGUCGCUUGUGGCUUCCAAGAAAGUGGCGUGGUGGAUCACAUUUUGCCUGAGAGCCCCUUUGCAUCUCCCACCAAGGCCUCUAUUGAUACUCAUACAAUAGCUCAAAAUGGCAAAAUCAACAUCAGCAGCCCUUUUCAUCAUGUGGCUUCAUCCCUCUUCCCACCUGCAUCCACCCUUGAGCUGCCCCCAUACAAGUCCUGCUUCUUUCAGGUGCCCAGGUUUUCUCCUGGGCAUGAAGCGAUUGGUAUGUGAACAUAGAGCAAAAAGGGGGCUCCUUUCCUCUAAUCUGGGAGGACUAUCAUGCCCCCAUCAAGUGGAGGAAAGGGUUGAAAGCUUUAGCAAAUAAUAAGUGUAUCUUCAGGGGAAUCAACAACAACAACAAUUAAAGAAACAAGUCUAGGUUGUUUUAGCUCUAGGUCUUUAGUAUAUGAAGAUAGUAGUCCUACAAAUAAUAGUCUUCUGUUCUGUUAGCUUCCGCCGGUAUCAAGAACAAGAUCAAAGGUCAAUCUCGUAUGCUCGUUUGUAGCAUGGAUCUCAGAAUGGUAGAGGUCAUUAAAGCGUAGAUGGUGUAGUAACAACUAGUCCUGACAGCCAGUUGUAUUGAAUUGACAUGGAUGAAUACAGACAUCCUAAGAAAUCAUAGGGUAGAGAGGUAGAGGAGUUUUCCUUCAAAAAAAGAGAGGCAGAGGAGUGGACAAAUGCAAGACAGACAUGGUGCUGGAGCUGCAGAAGGAAAAGUGAUGCGAUUCGAGGGGUGCUUCUGGGACCAGAGCACUCACGGGUGCAAAAAAUCACCUCAUGAGAAAUUCAGCAGAGACCCGUCACCUGUGUCCUAUUUUGCCCAUUGCUCUUUGUCAUGUAUGCUUGCAGUACUCCUUGGGUCUGUGCAUCCACCCUUUGCUCUCUUUCGGUACUAGAAUAACAGGAGGUGGUAGAGAAAGAAAUGGAAAAGUAAUUAAUUAUCUGUCAUAUUUAUCUCGAUUCAUGCUUUUUUAUAUUGUGGUUAUUAAA
Molecule: messenger RNA, 2713 nt
Organism: Panicum hallii
Lineage: Eukaryota; Viridiplantae; Streptophyta; Magnoliopsida; Poales; Poaceae
Product: zinc finger CCCH domain-containing protein 22-like
Exons: 8
Coding region: 86-1954 (622 amino acids)
Molecular function (GO): RNA binding; metal ion binding
Source: RefSeq, a predicted model, not a curated record